UCACUUCUGGCAAAUUGGUAAUAACCCAAUCCGAAGCUGUUGCGUUCUUCUUCACCUUCGUCCCAAUCAAAUCUGCAUAAGAAUUAUCGACACGAAAAUCCACGCGCUCUCUCGCGCUCACACACUCGCCUACACUUGUUUCCUUCAUCUAAAUUCAACGACGAUCUCUUCGAUGCUCUCUCUCCCUUCCCCCUUCUGAUUCCAUCGUUCUUUGGAUCUCUCUGGCUUCGUUGUCUCUUGUCCGUUUGAAGUUACAGGAUUGAGAUCUGUCUGUUUUGAGUAAUUGAGAUGGCUUCGAUGUCUCAUUCAUCCAUAGCAUUGGGUGGAGCUUCCGCUUCUGCUUCGGAUUACUUGCGCAGUUCGGCCAACGGUGUUACUGGCGUCUCAUUGAGAGCCCUUGGGAGGAGAGCAAUGGUUACAGCUACUACAAGGAGUAAUAAUAACCUCUACGUGACAGCUCGUCUCAAGAAAGGCAAGAAGUUCGAUCACCCAUGGCCAGCUAACCCUGACCCCAACGUCAAAGGAGGAGUCUUGUCUUACCUCUCCGAAUUUAAACCUUUGGGGAAUGCACAAAAGCCUGUCACUUUGGAUUUCGAGAGACCGCUUGUUGAACUCGAGAAGAAGAUUGUUGAUGUGAGGAAGAUGGCGGAAGAAACCGGUUUGGACUUUACUGAGCAGAUUAUCACUUUGGAGACUAAGUAUAGACAGGCGUUGAAAGAUCUUUACACGCAUCUUACUCCUAUACAGCGUGUGAACAUUGCUCGCCAUCCCAACCGUCCUACUUUCCUUGAUCAUAUACAUAACAUCACUGACAAGUUUAUGGAGCUUCAUGGAGACCGGGCGGGUUAUGAUGAUCCUGCAAUUGUGACUGGUAUUGGAACCAUAGAUGGCAAAAGAUACAUGUUCAUCGGUCACCAGAAAGGUAGAAACACCAAAGAAAAUAUAAUGCGUAACUUUGGGAUGCCUACUCCUCAUGGUUACAGGAAGGCACUACGGAUGAUGUAUUACGCAGACCAUCACGGUUUCCCCAUUGUGACAUUCAUUGACACUCCUGGAGCCUAUGCAGACCUUAAAUCCGAGGAAAAAGGACAGGGUGAAGCGAUUGCCAACAAUCUAAGGACAAUGUUUGGUCUGAAAGUGCCGAUUCUUUCUAUUGUCAUUGGGGAAGGUGGUUCUGGUGGUGCCUUAGCUAUUGGAUGUGCUAAUAAAAUGUUGAUGCUCGAAAACGCAGUUUUCUAUGUUGCUAGUCCAGAGGCAUGUGCAGCGAUCUUGUGGCAGACUUCCAAGGCUGCUCCUGAGGCUGCUGAAAAGCUUAGGAUUACCUCCAAGGAGCUGGUCAAUCUUAAUGUAGCCGAUGGAAUCAUACCUGAACCUCUUGGUGGAGCCCAUGCUGAUCCUUCGUGGACAUCGCAGCAGAUAAAGAUUGCUAUCAAUGAAAACAUGGAUGAAUUUGGGAAAAUGAGUGGGGAGGAGCUGCUGAAGCACAGGAUGGCUAAGUACCGGAAGAUCGGAGUGUUCAUUGAGGGUGAACCAGUAGAGCCUGAGAAGAAAAUCAACAUGAAGAGGAGGGACGCUGUGGCUUCCACCAGCCGGAACCUAGAGGGCGAGGUUGAGAAGCUGAGGGAGCAGAUUCUGAAAGCCAAGGAAGCCUCUCCAGAGUCUGAUGAGGGUGAGGAGCUUUCGAGCCAAGUUCUUAAGGAGAUGAUUGAGAAACUUAAAUCGGAUAUCGAAGAAGAGUACACUAAAGCUGCGAAAGCAAUGGGGUUAGAGGAGAGACUAGCCGCGACGCGCGAGGAGUUUUCGAAAGCCAAUGCGGAGGAGCAUCUUAUGCACCCGGUGCUCAUCGAGAGAAUCGAGAAGCUUAAAGAAGAAUUCAAUGCACGUUUGAGCGAAGCUCCUAACUACGAGAGUUUAAAAGCUAAGCUGGACAUGUUGAAGGACUUCUCCAGAGCCAAGGCGGCGUCAGACGCCGCUUCGGUUAAGAAGGAGAUUAAUAAAAGGUUUCAGGAAGCUGUGGAGCGUCCUGAGGUCAGAGAGAAGGUUGAAGCGGUUAAAGCCGAGGUUGCUAGCUCAGGGGCGUCUUCUUUCGAAGAGUUGAGCGAUGAGCUGAAAGAGAAAGUUUUGAAGACUAAGAGGGAGGUUGAAGCAGAGAUGGCUGUUGUGUUGAAGUCGAUGGGCCUGGAGCUGGAGGCUGUGAAACCGAAUCUGAAGGAGGUAGUAGCUGAGUCUCCGAACGAAAACAUUCAAGAAAAGGUUGAGAAGCUGAACCGAGAGAUCACGGAGAAGAUUGAGGAGGUGGUGAGGACGCCGGAGAUCAAGAGCAUGGUUGAGUUGCUGAAAGUGGAGACUGCAAAGGCGAGCCAGAUGCCUGAUCAGGGGAGUCAGAAGAUCGAGGCGCUUGAGAUGCAGAUCAAGCAGAAGAUCGCUGAUGCUUUGAGCAUGUCGGGACUGCAGGAGAAACAAGAGGAGCUUGAGAAGGAGCUUGCAGCUGCGCGUGAGCUAGCUGGAGAGGAAUCAGAUGAGAGUGUGAAGGAAGAUGAUGAUGACGAUGAAGAUGGUUCAGGAUCCGGGAGAUCCGAGAUAAUUAACCCUAGCUUCGCCUGAAGCAGAGAUUGUGUAUGAUGUUGAAGCUCUUUCCGAUUUCAAGUGGUAAGACUAUAAGAGGCUUUUCUUAGAGAACUGUCGAAGAUCUCAGCUUAUAGCGAAGAGAGAAAAAAGAAAAUCUCUUGUGGAGAGGAACAAUUUGGAAGCUUUGCUUUCUUUAGUUUAGCCUCUGGUUCGGACCAAACAUUUGCAGACGGUGACAUUUAUCUUUGGAUUUCAUAUGUAUUUGUUAUGUCUUGUUUCGUUAGAACCACUAGUUUUGUCUUUCUCAA
This is a messenger RNA of Brassica oleracea var. oleracea, 2876 nucleotides long. RefSeq names its product acetyl-coenzyme A carboxylase carboxyl transferase subunit alpha, chloroplastic-like. NCBI's taxonomy places the organism in Eukaryota, Viridiplantae, Streptophyta, Magnoliopsida, Brassicales, Brassicaceae. Gene Ontology annotation, molecular function: acetyl-CoA carboxylase activity; carboxyl- or carbamoyltransferase activity. Gene Ontology annotation, cellular component: acetyl-CoA carboxylase complex. Bases 289 to 2604 code for a protein of 771 amino acids. The transcript has 11 exons. Gene Ontology annotation, biological process: fatty acid biosynthetic process. The record is from RefSeq and is a predicted model, not a curated record.